Molecule: messenger RNA, 1540 nt
Organism: Triticum dicoccoides
Lineage: Eukaryota; Viridiplantae; Streptophyta; Magnoliopsida; Poales; Poaceae
Product: G-type lectin S-receptor-like serine/threonine-protein kinase At1g34300
Exons: 2
Coding region: 126-1358 (410 amino acids)
Biological process (GO): protein phosphorylation
Molecular function (GO): protein kinase activity; ATP binding
Source: RefSeq, a predicted model, not a curated record
UGGGUGUUAGUCUCGUCGUCUCCCAUCAUCUUCCUUGUUCAUUGCUUGUUUUCCUUUGCUGCCUUGCCUUGCUCAGUUGAGUAGCAUCGAUCUCCUCACCUGGGCUUUGCAGCCGUACAAGAUCCAUGGAGCAGAACGUAACCAACAUCAACGUACAGAGUAUUUCCGAAUCCAGCCGGCGGAUGGAGGCGCGCGAAUCCAGCUUUGACGCGUUCCGAAUCACCUCUGUCGUCGUGUUCGGCGUGGUCGUCGUCCUGGUGCUCUUCUUCGUCUGCAGAUGCGCCAAGUGGUGCGGCGACAAGAUUAUUACCGCCAUGAGCUCGGGCGUGGCAGCGCACCACCGGGACCGGGACUGCACGGUGGUGCCGGACCACGUGAUCAGGAACACCACGGUCGAGAGGUUCUUGAUUGACAUGACCAAGGAGAAGCCCCUCCGGUUCACGCCAGAGCAGCUCGCCGGGUUCACGCGCAGCUACGCCACCCGGCUCGGUGCCGGCGGCUUCGGUACCGUUUACAGGGGCACGCUCCCCAACGGCCUCGCCGUCGCCGUCAAGGUGCUCCACCGGGGGCUCCACGCGAGCAAGUCCGAGGAGCAGUUCAUGGCCGAGAUGCGCACAAUCGGCAGGACGCACCACAUCAACCUCAUCAAGCUCUACGGCUACUGCUAUGUCUUGGAUGACACGUGUGCGCUCGUCUAUGAGUUCAUGGAGAACGGCGAUCUCGACAACUACCUGACUGCCUGCCGAAACGGCGGCGGUGUGAGCAUGCCCACCGUGGCCGCGGUCGCCACGGGCGUCGCCAAGGGCCUCAGGUACCUCCACGAGGAGUGCCAGCACAAGAUCGUGCACUACGACAUCAAGCCCGGCAACGUCCUCCUCGACGGCAGCCUCACGCCCAAGGUGGCCGACUUCGGGCUGGCAUACCCCGUCAACCGCGCCGACACGCACAUCUCCCUGUCCGGCUGGCGCGGCACCCGAGGGUACGCCGCACCGGAGAUGCGGAUCCGUGAGCGGCGCAUCACCGAGAAAUGUGAUGUCUACAGCUUCGGCAUGCUCCUUCUCAAGAUCGUCGAGCAUGGUAGCAGCUUCCAUGACAACGCCGAUGCCGCGUUGGAUUCGGAUAGCAGCCAGCAGUGGUUUCCCAUGGUCGCGUGGACCAGGUACGAGGCCGGCGAGCUGAUGGAGCUCGUGGUGCCAACGAUCCGCGAUGACCAGCAGUGCAGAGAGCUGGCGGAGAGGAUGUGCAUGGUGGCAUUCUGGUGCGUGCAGCAGCGGUCACCGGCGAGGCCGUGGAUGAGCACGGUGGUGAAGAUGCUCGAGGGCGAGAUGGGGAUUGAUCCGCCGCCCAACCCAUUCUAGUCCUUGGGAUGCAAUCUAAUUAAACACGCUGACGCUAGUGUGGGUGUGGCCAGCCCGCGGGUUGCCACUGAACUAAGAAUAACUAGUAGAAUGCCCGUGCGUUGCUACGGGCUAUAAUGUAUAUAAAUGAAUCAAAUAAAUGAUUAAGGUCACCUCUAUGGUCGAAGCUCAUUUCUUCCUCG